UCCCCCUAUCCCCCGCCCACCCCGCGAGUCAGCAGAGAAACGGCGGCACAAUGGCGGCGCCCGUACCCCCUCCUCGUCCCGUCACCCACCUGCUUUUUGACAUGGACGGCCUCCUUCUGGAUACCGAGCGGCUCUACUCGGUCGUCUUUGAGGACAUCUGUGGGCGCUAUGGGAAGAAGUACAGCUGGGACGUGAAGUCGCUGGUGAUGGGCAAGAAGGCGCUGGAGGCGGCCCAGCUGAUCAGAGACACGCUGCAGCUCCCGAUGUCCGCGGAGGAGCUGGUGGAGGUGAGCCAGGCCAAGCUGAAGGAGGUCUUCCCUACAGCCGCGCUCAUGCCAGGCGUGGAGAAGCUGAUCUGCCACCUGCGCAAGCACGAUGUGCCGUGCGCCGUGGCCACCAGCUCGGGGACGGCGUCCUUCCAGCUGAAGACCAGCCGCCACCAGGACUUCUUCGGCCUCUUCCACCACGUGGUGCUGGGCGACGACCCGGAGGUGCGGAGCGGGAAGCCGGAGCCGGACAUCUUCCUGGCCUGUGCGCGCCGCUUUUCUCCGGCUCCUCCCGCCGACAAGUGCCUGGUCUUCGAGGACGCGCCCAACGGGGUGGAGGCGGCCCUCGCCGCCGGGAUGCAGGUGGUCAUGGUCCCCGACGGAAACCUGAACCCAGACCUGACCUCCAAGGCCACCCUCGUGCUGGGUUCCCUGCAGGACUUCCAGCCCGAGCUGUUCGGCCUGCCGCCCUACGACUGAGCCGGCGCCCGCGCCCCACCCCGGGGGCCCCCGCCAGGAGAGGGCCCGGGGGACUCCCGGAGGAGCUGGAGGGAAGCCCCGCGCCCAGACCUCCCCUGGGUGCGGCCUUCAGCCUUCUCAGUCCGUGGAGGGCCGGGCCCACGCUCUCCAUGGCGGCGCAAACUCCCACUUGACACGCAGACGGCAGACCCAGCCCAGAACACAAGAUGGAAAAUUCUCACUGGAAUAAUCGUGUUUAGUAUCUGAAUGAUUUAGCUUCACGUCCUUUAUCUUCUUUGGUGUUCUCAACCCUGGCUGGCAACUGUAAAAUAUGUAUGCAUAUAUGUAUGUGCUUAUAUGUAUAUAUAUGUAGGUACAUAUUUAUAUAUAUUUAUAGACAUCGAGUACUGUAUCAGUCUUCAGUGUUUUUUGGUCUUCAGGGGCAAUAGCAACUGAUACAAGUGAGGUGGUCAUUCUGUUUGUAAUCUGACUGGGAAAUUCACAUCACAGAUGAGCUUUUAAUAAGUGACUCUCUUUAUCAGCAGACGUUGGCAUUCUUCCUGUGUCCUUCAAAGCGCUCUGGACCUGUGGUCAGAGCCCAUGACCGCUAUCCAUUGUUUGCUGUCGGUGUGAACAUCAUUGUAGCCUGAGUCUUACAUCGAGGUGCAUAUGCACGUUCGAGAACAUUUUCUACCUCAGAAAAAUCAUUUCCUUUAAGAUCAUUUAUUUUUCUAAUACGCUCUUUGGUACAGAUAGAAUUGAACUAGACAAUGCAGUCUUGGUACCACCAAGAACCCAUUUGGGGAACAAUUUACCAAACAUUACCGUCUGGCGAUUAACCCCUUCUAAUAGAUUUCCUCCAGAAACCUGGCACGCUGCAGUCCAUGGGGUCGCAAGGAGUCGGACACAAGUUAGCAACUCAACAACAACAGACUUCCUCAGCUUUUCACGAUGGGAACAUCAUUGAAAAUGAGAAUAAUAUAAUCAUGGGGUGUUCCUACUGGGUGCCCCCCCACCCCCAAGUAUUCUCUGUUACUGAUUGUCAUUAAGCUGAUUUUCAACUCUGUAAGGUCUUAGAAAAAUGAUAGAGAUGUGUGUGCCUGCAAUGAUUGUUCGUGAUUAUUUCUGGCCUUUGACCAGUUUUGCACCAUUUCAGCUAAUUGAUCUCAAUAUUUCUUCAUGGCCCAUAUACGUGUCUGUUCUUUGAAUGCUCCCUAAAAUCGCUUGUAACAUCUUACUGUUCCCCUCACCAGUUAGUUUCAUUGAAUAAAAGUUUUGACACUUGUUUCUGUA
Cervus elaphus (red deer) is the source of this 2018-nucleotide messenger RNA. It is a transcript of the gene PUDP, whose product is annotated as pseudouridine 5'-phosphatase. The record is from RefSeq and is a predicted model, not a curated record. NCBI's taxonomy places the organism in Eukaryota, Metazoa, Chordata, Mammalia, Artiodactyla, Cervidae. Gene Ontology annotation, molecular function: phosphatase activity. The transcript has 4 exons. The coding region runs from base 51 to 746 and encodes 231 amino acids.